CGAGGAGGUUUUCGCUUUCCACUUAACCUGAAAUCUCCAUGUGACAACCACAACACGCUGGGAACAUUUCUAAUCAUUAAAACUAAUUCAUCAAUUUUCUGAUCAUCAUGGGAAAGAAAAGAAAGGGAAGAUGCACUAAACGCAACGUUCACACGGCUGGCUCUGAGCCUGACUAUUUGGCGAGGGCUCCCCAUUCCUUCAUUUUUCACCGUGGCCAUGUCGGAAAGUACGUCCUGAAGUUGGUAAAGGACUUCAGGAAAGUCAUGGAACCUUUUACAGCAUCUCAACUUAAAGUACGUAAAAAAAAUACAAUUAAGGAUCUUGUGGCUGUAGCAGGACCACUUCACGUUUCCCAUUUGGUCAUAUUUACCCUUACAGAAAUCAGCCCUUAUAUGAGGGUGACCAAAGUGCCGAAUGGGCCGACGCUGACGUUCAAAAUUCACAAUUACGUUCUAUCCACGGACGUCGCCUCUUCACUCAAAAAGCAGUAUGAUCACCCCGUUAUGUUCCGAAACGCCCCACUUUUAAUAAUGAAUGGGUUCUCUGGGGACACACCUGAGUUGAAACUAAUGACGGCCACGUUCCAGGGGAUGUUCCCGACAAUAAACGUCACGAAGGUCGAUUUAAAUGAUGUUAAAAGGUGUCUUUUAAUAAAUUACAAUCCUGAUACAAAGUUGCUUGAUGUUCGACAUUAUGCGAUUCGAGUGACGCCUGUAGGUUUAUCGAAAAGUAUAAAAAAGCUAGUGUCGACUAAAGUACCAAAUCUGUCUAGAUUUAAUGACAUUGCUGAUUUUGUCGAAAGAGGAGAUUUGUUGAGCGAGAGUGAAGGCGAGGAUGACCCGAACAGUCAUGUCGAUCUCCCUCAAGUGAUACGAUCGAAGGGGAAUAUAGUCGGUAACAAAUCAGCCAUCCGACUGACAGAAUUGGGCCCCAGGAUGACAUUGCAGUUGAUCAAAGUCGAGGGUGGCCUUAUGGACGGGGAGGUGAUGUACCAUGAAUAUAUUCACAAGACUGAAGAAGAAAAAUUGGAGGUCCACCGCCGAAAAGAGGCAAAGAGAAAGCUGAAACAAAAGAGGAAACAAAAACAGAUGGAAGAUGUGAAGAGGAAAGAGGCCAUGAAAGAAGAACACAAGAAGAAAUCUCUCGAAGGGAUCAAAAGGAAACAAGAAGAAUGGAAAGAAACUGAAACUGACAAAAUUCUCAUUAAAUCGGCAUCAGAGGGCACGGCGAAUCAGGAAGAAGACGAUGACGCUGAAUGGUACAGAAAAGAAGUCGGCGAAGAACCUGAACCAGGCAUGUUUCCACAAGAGCAGCAUAAAAGAAAAAGAGAGCCUUCGAAUUUCAGGCCUUAUAAAAAAGCAAGAACGGGUGGGAAAAAAGUUGGUUGGAAAGACCAAAUUGACAAAAACGAACAGCCAUAUAAAGACGGACAUAAUUUCAAGAGAAGGUUCAAAGAUAAAAAUACCUCUCACCAAGGACGGUUUAAACCUGGCAAUAAGCAACAAUUCAAAAAGAGAGUCGGUACUAAAGUAUCUCGUGGAAAGAGAAGAAUGUAAAUAAAACUAUUUUAUAUUUUCA
Cimex lectularius (bed bug) is the source of this 1578-nucleotide messenger RNA. RefSeq names its product protein Peter pan (gene ppan). Gene Ontology annotation, molecular function: rRNA binding. Bases 108 to 1556 code for a protein of 482 amino acids. Gene Ontology annotation, cellular component: preribosome, large subunit precursor. The record is from RefSeq and is a predicted model, not a curated record. Lineage: Eukaryota; Metazoa; Arthropoda; Insecta; Hemiptera; Cimicidae. Gene Ontology annotation, biological process: rRNA processing; ribosomal large subunit assembly. The transcript has 7 exons.